AUUUUUUUUUAACGAAAAAGUGAUAUCAAUUUGUAAUGCACUAUCCACAAAUAUGUUUUAUAUCUUUUAGACUUAAUUUAUAUUAAAACUCCUUUUACAUCCUUUGGGCAAAGAUACUGGACAAUACAAUGUUUGGAAAACUAUACCAAGAAACCUAAUAAAUUAAACCUAGACCCUUUUAAUGAAAUACCAUCGAACGAAAGCUGGUGGGAAAUGUGUCAAAAAUAUAAAAAUUUCCAGUUGCUGAAAAAAUUACGAUGGGCUACAUUAGGAUACCACCACAAUUGGGAUACUAAGGUUUAUACUGAAGAUUUUCGAAACGAAUUUCCAUCGGAUUUAGGACUACUCAGUAAAAUUGUAGCCAAAGCAAUUGGAUAUGAUUAUUUCGAACCUCAAGCUGCAAUUGUCAAUUUUUAUCACUUGGAUUCAACAUUAUCUGGUCAUACAGAUCAUUCCGAAAUCAAUUUAGAAGCUCCCUUAAUAUCGUUUAGUUUUGGUCAAUCAGCGAUAUUUCUCUUAGGAGGGAAAACUCUAGAAGAAAAACCAACCCCUCUACUUAUUCAUAGUGGUGACAUUAUAAUAAUGACAAAGGAAGCAAGAUUAUGCUAUCACGGUAUUCCAAGGAUUUUAAAGACUGACAACACUCCUUGGAACACUAACAAUUUUUCCGAAGAGAAAUUAGCAAAUUGUGGAAUUUUUUCCGAUCAUGCGAUUUUCAAGAGUCAGAAUGAAGAAUUGUGGAAACCGUUUGGACAGUAUUUAAAUAAUUCAAGAAUUAAUAUGAAUGUCAGACAAGUCCUUCCUAGUGGGCAGAGU
This is a messenger RNA of Agrilus planipennis (emerald ash borer), 816 nucleotides long. RefSeq names its product nucleic acid dioxygenase ALKBH1-like. The transcript has 3 exons. Gene Ontology annotation, biological process: oxidative RNA demethylation. Gene Ontology annotation, molecular function: oxidative RNA demethylase activity; broad specificity oxidative DNA demethylase activity; ferrous iron binding. The record is from RefSeq and is a predicted model, not a curated record. NCBI's taxonomy places the organism in Eukaryota, Metazoa, Arthropoda, Insecta, Coleoptera, Buprestidae. Gene Ontology annotation, cellular component: nucleus; cytoplasm. The annotation marks the transcript as partial.